CAAAUUUGAUCAUCCCCAGUACCCAGUAUGAGGUCUACUCCCAUUGGACGUCGCUCGCACCGAAAGUCAAGAGCAGGCUGCCUUGCCUGCAAAAGAAGAAAGGUCAAGUGCGAUGAAGGCAAGCCUAGUUGUGCGAAUUGUGAAAGACAUGGUGUCCCAUGCUCCUUCGUAGGUACAGUCGAACCUGUUCGAUUAGAGCAUGAAGCUGCAAGCCCGGCCAUUUCAGCAAGGCAUGAUGGUGCAGCAGAAACUGUCAGCCCAAGCAUUGGGCCUUCACAAGCACCAUCAACCUCAAGUCUUCCAGUAUUUGACAUGGAGCUAUUGCACCAUUAUAUGACCUCAACCUGCUACACAUUGAGUCGAAUCCCCUCCAUCCAGGCAAUCUAUCGCGACGAAGUGCCUCGGGUAGGCUUCACCAUGCCGGCCGUCUUGCACGCUAUGUUAGCCGUAGCCGCCUUACACCUUGCACGAACCGAUCCUUCUCGGCGGGACAACUGCAUUGCCCAAGCACACAUGCAUCACCAAACAGCCGUCCAAUCUGUGACGCCGAAUAUACCCACUCUAGCCUCCGACAACGGAGUCGCACUGUUUCUCUUCUCCUCGCUUACCUGCAUCUCUGCUUGUGCCAGUAUUCCCUCUGAGAGAAGUUUCCUUGUCUUAUUCGAGCAAGGCCGCCUUGCUAAUUGGGUUCUUCUUUUUCGGGGCACGAAAACUGUUAUUGAAUACAGUAGCCAUGAUUUCAACAAGGGGAAACUGGGCCCGAUCUUUAUGAAUGGUGCUCAGUCCGCCGCUGCAAGGGAUCCACAGACUUUUGAAAAGGGCCUGAUGUAUACUUGGGAAUUGAAACAGAUGAUUGGCAAUGAGUUCGUGCAGGAUCUACCGUUACGUCGAAUUUACGAGGAGACGUUGGAUGCGCUCAGCAGGACUCUGGGCGUUGUUAUGAAACCGGGGGAGGGACCAAGGCUUCAGACUGCAGAUGUAUUUGCGUGGUUGUUGGAAGCUUCAGAUGAGUACUUGGAAUUACUUGCAAAAGAGGAACCUAUUGCGCUCAUUAUUUUUGGGUACUUCUGUGUCGCAUUGCGUCAAAUUGAGUGGAUGUGGUGGAUGGAAGGACUGAGUGGUCGACUCAUGUCACAGUUGUAUUCUGUGAUGGAUGAGAAAUAUCGAGGUUGGUUACGAUGGCCGCAAGAGCAAAUAUGCUGGGUUCCUGGAACUAUAUGA
Messenger RNA from Penicillium pulvis, 1221 nucleotides. Its product is annotated as Zn(II)2Cys6 transcription factor domain-containing protein. The coding region runs from base 28 to 1221 and encodes 397 amino acids. The record is from RefSeq and is a predicted model, not a curated record. Gene Ontology annotation, molecular function: DNA-binding transcription activator activity, RNA polymerase II-specific; zinc ion binding. The transcript has 2 exons. Gene Ontology annotation, biological process: regulation of transcription by RNA polymerase II. NCBI's taxonomy places the organism in Eukaryota, Fungi, Ascomycota, Eurotiomycetes, Eurotiales, Aspergillaceae.